AUGUUUAAUGAGCUCAAUCCAGGCAUUGUGAGGCCUGAAAUACAAGCACCGCAGUUUGAGCUCAAGCCAGUGAUGUUCCAAAUGCUCCAAACCAUGGGGCAAUUCAGCGGGAUGCCAACUAAGGAUCCUCACCUCGAUCUCCGUUCAUUCUUGGAGGUGAGUGAUUCUUUCAAGAUCCAAGGAGUGAGUGAAGAGGUGCUAAGGUUGAAGCUAUUCCCAUUCUUACUACGAGACCGAGCUAGAUCAUGGCUCAACACUUUGCCUCCUGAUUCUGUCACCAAUUGGAAUGAUCUUGCUGAGAAGUUUCUGAGGAAAUACUUUCCUCCUACUAGAAAUGCAAAAUUCAGAAGUGAGAUAAUGUCUUUUCAGCAACUUGAAGAUGAGUCCACAAGUGAUGCAUGGGAGAGGCUUAAGGAACUUUUGCGAAAGUGUCCACAUCAUGGCAUUUCACAUUGUAUUUUGAUGGAGACUUUUUAUAAUGGCUUGAAUGCAGCAUCUCGAAUGGUGCUAGAUGCAUCGGCCAAUGGUGCUAUUUUGUCGAAGUCUUACAACGAAGCAUUUGAGAUUUUGGAGACCAUUGCAAGUAACAACUACCAAUGGUCCAACACAAGAGCUCAAACAAGUAGAAAAGUGUUGGGGGUCCUUGAAGUAGAUGCAAUAACGGCUUUGACAACUCAAAUGGCUUCCAUGACGAAUGUUUUGAAGAAUUUGAGCUUUGGGAACUCUAAAAAUAUUCAGCCAGCUGCUGCCAUUCAAAGUGAUGAUGUCUCAUGUUUGUUUUGUGGAGGAGGGCAUGUGUUUAAGAAGUGUCCCUCUAGUCCAGAGUCCGUUUGUUACAUGGGAAAUCAGAAUUUUAACAGAAACAAUGGGGCAUUCUCAAAAUCUUACAAUCAAGCAUGGAAGAAUCAUCCUAAUUUGUCUUGGGGGUGGGGGGGGUCAAGGAGCAAGCUCAAGAAAUGCACCAGCCCAAGGAAGACAAGCAUAUCCACUAGUCAGGCUGCCUCUCUUCGAAACCAUGAGUUGCAGCUUGGACAUUUGGCCAAUGAAUUAAAAGCUAGGCCGCAAGGUUCUUUGCCUAGUGACACUGAAAAUCCAAGGAGGGAUGGGAAGGAACAAUGUAAAUCCAUUCAACUAAGGAGUGGCAAGCAUCUGAAAAAUUCUGAGGAGGAAAUAAAGGGUAGUUGGGAGCCCACUUCAAUCCAAAUCAAUGAAAAAUUGAGUAACAAAACUGCCCAGGAAUUUGCUGAUACCAGCCCAGUUGAUACAGCAACGGGUCAACAACCUAACAGUCAGCAAUCCGCACCAAUUUCAAAAAUAGCAGCAAGAUGGGAUAUUCAAAAAGUUUUUAGAUGUGUUGAAGCAACUCCAUAUCAAUAUUCCCUUGGUGGAAGCAUUGGAGCAAAUGCCGAAUUAUGUCAAGUUCUUAAAAGAUAUUAUGACGAAGAAAAAGAGGUUAGGGGAGUUUGA
Messenger RNA from Cannabis sativa, 1467 nucleotides. RefSeq lists its product as uncharacterized. The record is from RefSeq and is a predicted model, not a curated record. The transcript has 3 exons. The coding region runs from base 1 to 1467 and encodes 488 amino acids. NCBI's taxonomy places the organism in Eukaryota, Viridiplantae, Streptophyta, Magnoliopsida, Rosales, Cannabaceae.